Molecule: messenger RNA, 1235 nt
Organism: Paramecium sonneborni
Lineage: Eukaryota; Ciliophora; Oligohymenophorea; Peniculida; Parameciidae
Source: the annotation of a GenBank genome assembly
UGUAUGUAUUUAGAAAAGAUAGAGCAACUUUAUCUAAUAUGAUUAAAAUAACUUAAUUAUUGGGUAACCCAUAAAAAGACUUACAAUUUAUUCAUGUAGCUGGGACAAAUGGAAAAGGAUCGGUCACACUUAAAAUGUGUAAAUUAAUGUAAUCGAUUGAAUCUUGUGGUUGUUUUACUUCUCCACACAUUUCAAGUUUUAGAGAAAGAAUUAAAGUACAUUUAUCAACAAAAUGAGGUCAAUAAUUAAAUGAUUUCUGAAGAUUAUGUUUAAGAGAACUUAAAUGACUUAUUUAAUUUAGCAGAAAAGAAUAAUCUUGAAUUGACAUUUUUUGAAUAUGUGACUUGCUUAGCUUUAAAAUAUUUUAGCGAUAUGCAAAUUAAAUAUGUAGCAUGGGAGACUGGUUUAGGAGGGAGAAUGGACUCAACUAAUAUUAUUAGAUCUCCUUUAAUCUCAAUUAUUACAACUAUAGGGUUUGAUCAUAUGUAAAUUCUUGGAAAUACACUUGAAUUAAUUGCAAAAGAAAAAGCAGGAAUUAUCAAAUAAAAUUGUCCUGUGGUUAUUGGACCAAAAUGUAAACCAUAUGAAGUCUUUUUAAAAGAAGCAGAAUAAAAGAAUGCUGAUUUAACAAUAGUCUAAGGAGAAUUCUCAAAUUUUAAUGAUGAAAAUAAUGCCAUAGUAAUGGCUGCAUCAAAAAUCUUAAUUAAUAAAUACUGUACUUUUAUAUUUAAAUUAGAAUUUCAAUUAAAUAAUUUUGAAGAAGUCUUAAAAAUAAGAUAGCCAUGUAGACUAGAGGAAUUCAGUAUAUAAAAUAAAAAAGGAGAGAACAUCAAAUUAUAUUUAGAUGUUGGCCAUAAUGAAUAGGCUAUUGUAAAUAUAAAUAUUAACUAAAAUAGAAAAGUGUCUUAGAUUUACUAAAGGGUAAAUAGGUUAUUUCUAUAUAUGGAGCAUCUAAUGAUAAAGAUAUCACUUCAUGUUUAUCAUUGCUUAAAUAAAAUUGUCAAUCAGUUUACAUGGUUUAAGCUAAAAACAAUAGAGCAUUUUAAAUUUAAAAACUAUAGGGUUUAGAUAAUGUAAACAUUUUAUAUGAGGGUGAUAUUUCAUAAACAGUUUUGGAAAUAGUAAAUAAAAUAUGUAAAACUGAUUAAAUAAUAUUGGUGAUUGGAUCUUUUUACAUCAUGGAUGAAGUAAGAAUCACCCUAAAGAUUUGUUAGACAGAAUCUGAUUUUAGAUGA